CCUUGUGCUGUAAACCCCGCCCCUCUGAAGGACUCCAGCGUGUCAUAGGAGAAGACUCCUGGGAAGGCGGAGGCCCACAGGGCGGGGGGCGGAGCCUGAGAAGGAAAGGUCGAACCAGAAGGGCAGAAGGCGGGACCUAAGGAGGGACGCAACUUUAAGAGGCAGGGAAAGGCCAAGGGGCAGGGCUUGGGAGAGAGCUGAAGCUGAGGGACUAACGGGAAGGAGCGGGGCCAAUGGUCCAGGGUGGUGCCUAGGGUGGAAGAGUGGGCUGGAGCGGGCGGGGCUAGCACGAAGGUGUAGGCCUGAGGGGAGGAGUCAGUAGGUGGGCAGGGCCUGUGGAAAAGCUGAGCCCAAGAGACCGCUGACUGCAAUUCUGGGAAUUCAACCAAAACACAGCAAGAAUGGUGUAUCUUUAUUCAACAAUUCCUGGGGCCUCAUAUAGGACACUUGAAUGCCUGCGGGUGACUUGAAGUUGGCAACAGACCACGGAAGCAUGAGCCAGGACAGCAAAGUGAAGACGACAGAGUCCAGCCCCCCUGCCCCAUUCAAGGCCAGGAAGUUGUUGCCUGUCCUAGACCCAUCUGGGGAUUACUACUACUGGUGGCUGAAUACAAUGGUCUUCCCAGUGAUGUAUAACCUCAUCAUCAUCGUGUGCAGAGCCUGCUUUCCUGACUUGCAACACAGUUAUCUGGUGGCCUGGUUAGUACUGGACUACACAAGUGACCUUCUAUACCUACUGGACAUUGUGGUGCGCUUUCACACAGGAUUCUUAGACCAGGGCAUCCUGGUGGUGGACAAGGGUAGGAUUUCAAGUCGCUAUGUUCGCACCUGGAGCUUCCUGUUGGACCUGGCAUCCCUGAUGCCCACAGAUGCGGCCUACGUGCAGCUGGGCUUGCACACCCCUAUGCUGAGGCUGAACCGAUUUCUGCGUGUGCCCCGCCUCUUUGAGGCCUUUGACCGCACAGAGACCCGCACGGCUUACCCAAAUGCAUUUCGCAUCACCAAACUGAUGCUUUACAUUUUUGUUGUUAUCCAUUGGAAUAGCUGCCUAUACUUUGCCCUAUCCCGGUACCUGGGCUUCGGGCGUGACGCCUGGGUGUACCCUGAUCCCGCACAGCCUGGCUUUGAGCGUCUGCGGCGCCAGUACCUCUAUAGCUUUUACUUCUCCACCCUGAUCCUGACCACUGUGGGCGAUACACCACUGCCAGCACGGGAGGAGGAGUAUCUCUUCAUGGUGGGUGACUUCCUGUUGGCCGUCAUGGGUUUUGCCACCAUCAUGGGUAGCAUGAGCUCUGUCAUCUACAAUAUGAACACUGCAGAUGCGGCUUUCUACCCAGACCAUGCACUGGUGAAGAAGUACAUGAAGCAGCAGCACGUCAACCGCCGGCUGGAGCGGCGAGUUAUUGACUGGUACCAGCACCUGCAGAUCAACAAGAAGAUGACCAAUGAGGUAGCCAUCUUACAGCAUUUGCCUGAGCGGUUGCGGGCCGAAGUGGCUGUGUCUGUACACCUGUCUACUCUGAGCCGGGUGCAGAUCUUCCAGAACUGUGAGGCCAGCCUGCUGGAGGAGCUGGUGUUGAAGCUGCAGCCCCAGACCUAUUCACCAGGCGAAUAUGUCUGCCGCAAGGGGGACAUUGGCCGGGAGAUGUAUAUCAUCCGUGAGGGUCAGUUGGCCGUGGUGGCAGAUGAUGGUGUCACUCAGUACGCUGUGCUUGGUGCAGGGCUCUACUUUGGGGAGAUCAGCAUCAUCAACAUCAAAGGAAACAUGUCUGGGAACCGCCGCACAGCCAACAUCAAGAGUCUAGGUUAUUCAGACCUGUUUUGCCUGAGCAAGGAGGACCUGAGGGAAGUCCUGAGCGAGUAUCCACAGGCCCAGGUCGUCAUGGAGGAAAAGGGCCGUGAGAUCCUGCUCAAAAUGAACAAGUUGGAUGUAAAUGCCGAGGCAGCCGAGAUUGCCCUACAGGAAGCCACAGAGUCCCGGCUGCGAGGCCUUGACCAGCAACUCGAUGAUCUACAGACCAAGUUUGCUCGCCUCCUGGCUGAGCUGGAGUCCAGUGCACUCAAGAUUGCUUAUCGCAUCGAACGGCUAGAGUGGCAGACUCGAGAGUGGCCAAUGCCUGAGGAACUGGCUGAGGCUGAUGAUGAGGGCGAGCCUGGGGAGGGAACCUCUCAGGGUGGAGAGGGCAGGAGUGCCCAGGAGGGACCUUCAGACCCAGAGUGACCCCAUUCUUAUCUCUAGGACCCCAAUCUCCAAGGGAAUCCAGAGUUGUAGGAAAAUCUGCCUGCAGAAACUCUGCCAUCCUGUCUGCUAGGUACAGAGAUAGGAAUGAGUUGGGGGUAUAGAUGCUCACUUAGAAGUAAAAGAGUAUAGCAUCCAUUCAUCCCCCACUCACCAGCACACACACACACACACACACACACAGUUGAAUGUACACAUACUGCCCCCCAAGACUGCAUUCCAUAUAAAAUUCUCUGGAGUUUCCAUUUUCAGAACGCAUAUCCUUUCUCACAAACAUAGGUAUGUCUAAUACCCACAUAACAUACAUACAUCCAUUCAUGCACCUCAUAAAGACACAUAUAGUGAGACACACACCAACAGACACACAGAUGCCUUCCACAGGUGUGCAUACCCUUGUGAACACAUAAAAACACACCCAGAGCCCUCUUCUUCCAAGAUAUCCUUUAAAUGCCUCCCAAUGGGAAGUUCACAAAUGUAGCCUGCAGGUUUUACUUCAAUAAAGUAUUUUCCUCCUCCCUAAGCAUUAUGGGGGUGACAGGAAAAGGCAAAGCCAAUGGUGGGUCAGAAUGAAUUCUGUCUGAAUUCUGAGUCAUGGGGGUGAAGGGCAUG
This is a messenger RNA of Prionailurus viverrinus (fishing cat), 2848 nucleotides long. RefSeq names its product cyclic nucleotide gated channel subunit alpha 4 (gene CNGA4). Lineage: Eukaryota; Metazoa; Chordata; Mammalia; Carnivora; Felidae. Gene Ontology annotation, biological process: monoatomic cation transmembrane transport; potassium ion transport. Gene Ontology annotation, cellular component: intracellular cyclic nucleotide activated cation channel complex; plasma membrane. Gene Ontology annotation, molecular function: cGMP binding; voltage-gated potassium channel activity; intracellularly cAMP-activated cation channel activity. The record is from RefSeq and is a predicted model, not a curated record. The transcript has 8 exons. The coding region runs from base 452 to 2221 and encodes 589 amino acids.